Messenger RNA from Bipolaris zeicola 26-R-13, 975 nucleotides. RefSeq lists its product as uncharacterized. Bases 1 to 975 code for a protein of 324 amino acids. The record is from RefSeq and is a predicted model, not a curated record. Lineage: Eukaryota; Fungi; Ascomycota; Dothideomycetes; Pleosporales; Pleosporaceae. The transcript has a single exon.
AUGACCCCUGCGCAGAAACGUGCAAAGCAACAAAUUCUAGACGAACAGGUCCAUUUCAUAAUCAUAACGCGCGAUAACAACAAACCGGAUGCAUACGGCACAGCCUCCACCACAAAUGGCCCUCUGACAUGGGGAGCCGUAGCAACAGCAUACAACGAGAAAUACAAUGUCUCCGUCACUGCAGCAGCGAUGGAGAAGCGAGUGAGACAGCAUCGCACUUCAUGGCUAGCAAACCACCCAAACUAUCCCACCACAAUCGUGUAUGCGGAAAAAGACAAGUUCCAACAAACUCCUUGUCCUGAAACUAGCGCUACUGAACGUAGAUAUGGGAACACGUAUGAGCUUCUGGACAAACAGGCUGCCCGUGGGCAUAUAGCAGGCUAUUUACCUCCAGAUGACAUUCGCAACCAAUCCGACAUGCGUUACUACAUCGAGCGUGGAACGGCAAUCAACACCGGUGUCGUCACCAUCCAGAUCCUAAAUACGCAUGGAGAACCUAUCGACGCUAUUAGCAUCGACAGCCAACUUUUCCAGCGAAGUUCCGGUGUUCUCGGUCGACUUCGAAGCAGCGAACUUCAACUGGAAGUUGAGCUGAACAUCUCGGCAGUAGCAGCCAUCCAGUGCUAUGUCGCGUGCGCAUCUUCAGAUGAACUUCCUGCAUCGCCGAAUCAAGAGAUAGGGAAGGAGAUUUCCCUCAUACAGCUAUACUGUCUCGCUGCGCAGUUAGAAGAUGAGCAUGUGAAAGGGUUGGUGUUGGAUCGCUGGCAGAUGUUGGCUGAUGGGGGUGAAGAAGUUGAGUUGGAUGUUGAUGAGCUUAACUUGCUGUUUGAUUGUACGGAGUAUGGUGAUCUGGCGCGUAGGUUUUGGGUUGAGGCGGUAUGUGCGGCGGGAUUGAGUGAGGAGCUGCUUGCGAGGAGGGAGUGUGGGAUAGCGCUUGCUGAGCAUGUUCGAGACUCCAUGCUUUCUUAUGCUUGA